AGCACUGGAACAGGCUGCCUUGUGGAGGCUCCUUCUCUGGGGAUAUUUAAAACCUGUCUGGACUCUUUCCUGUGUAACCUAGGGUCCAUUCAGUGUUGUGCGGCGAUGCAUCAACAGGGAAACAGGGCAACAGUUUGCUGUAAAGAUUGUCGAUGUAGCAAAAUUCACUUCAAGUCCUGGAUUAAGCACAGAAGAUCUGAAGAGGGAAGCCAGUAUUUGUCACAUGCUGAAGCAUCCUCAUAUUGUUGAACUGCUGGAGACAUACAGCUCAGAUGGAAUGCUUUAUAUGGUUUUCGAGUUUAUGGAUGGAGCAGAUCUGUGUUUUGAAAUUGUGAAGAGAGCAGAUGCUGGAUUUGUGUACAGCGAGGCUGUAGCCAGUCAUUACAUGAGACAGAUAUUGGAAGCUCUACGUUACUGUCAUGAUAAUAAUAUAAUUCACAGGGAUGUGAAGCCACAUUGUGUACUGCUUGCCUCAAAGGAGAAUUCAGCCCCGGUAAAGCUUGGUGGCUUCGGGGUAGCAAUUCAAUUAGGAGAAUCUGGACUAGUUGCUGGAGGACGUGUAGGAACACCUCAUUUUAUGGCCCCAGAAGUGGUGAAAAGGGAACCUUAUGGGAAGCCUGUAGAUGUUUGGGGUUGUGGUGUCAUCCUUUUUAUCCUGCUAAGCGGUUGUUUGCCUUUUUAUGGAACCAAGGAAAGAUUGUUUGAAGGCAUUAUUAAAGGAAAAUACAAGAUGAAUCCUCGGCAGUGGAGCCAUAUUUCUGAAAGUGCCAAAGAUCUGGUACGCCGCAUGCUUAUGCUGGAUCCAGCAGAAAGGAUAACAGUAUAUGAAGCACUGAAUCAUCCCUGGUUGAAGGAGAGAGAUCGCUAUGCAUACAAGAUUCAUCUUCCAGAGACAGUAGAACAAUUGAGAAAAUUCAAUGCAAGACGAAAACUAAAGGGGGCAGUACUAGCAGCUGUGUCAAGCCACAAAUUCAACUCCUUCUAUGGUGACCCCCCUGAAGAGUUGCCAGACUUCUCUGAAGAUCCUACCUCCUCAGGAGCAGUCUCACAGGUGUUGGAUAGCCUGGAGGAAAUUCAUGCACUCACAGAUUGCAGUGAAAAAGACUUAGAUUUUCUUCACAGUGUUUUCCAGGAUCAACAUCUUCACACGCUACUAGAUCUUUAUGACAAAAUAAACACAAAAUCUUCGCCACAGAUCAGGAAUCCUCCAAGUGAUGCUGUACAGAGAGCCAAAGAGGUAUUGGAAGAAAUUUCAUGUUACCCAGAAAACAAUGAUGCAAAGGAGCUAAAGCGUAUUUUAACACAACCUCAUUUCAUGGCCUUACUUCAAACUCAUGAUGUAGUGGCACAUGAAGUUUACAGUGAUGAAGCGCUGAGAGUUACACCUCCUCCCACCUCUCCAUACUUAAACGGAGAUUCUCCAGAAAGCGCCAACGGCGACAUGGAUAUGGAGAAUGUAACGCGAGUUCGACUGGUGCAGUUCCAGAAGAACACAGAUGAACCAAUGGGAAUCACUUUAAAAAUGAAUGAGCUGAACCAUUGCAUUGUGGCAAGAAUUAUGCACGGAGGAAUGAUUCACCGGCAAGGUACGUUACAUGUAGGGGAUGAAAUCCGAGAAAUAAACGGCAUCAGUGUGGCAAAUCAAACAGUAGAACAACUACAAAAAAUGCUUAGGGAAAUGCGUGGAAGUAUCACCUUUAAGAUAGUGCCAAGUUAUCGCACACAAUCUUCAUCCUGUGAGAGAGAUUCCCCCUCUACAUCCAGACAGUCCCCAGCUAAUGGCCAUAGCAGCACUAACAAUUCUGUUUCGGACUUGCCAUCGACAACACAACCAAAAGGACGACAGAUAUAUGUAAGAGCACAGUUUGAAUAUGAUCCAGCAAAGGAUGACCUUAUUCCUUGCAAAGAAGCUGGCAUCAGAUUCCGAGUUGGUGAUAUUAUCCAAAUAAUUAGCAAAGACGAUCACAACUGGUGGCAGGGUAAACUGGAGAACUCCAAAAACGGUACUGCAGGUCUUAUUCCUUCUCCUGAACUUCAAGAAUGGCGGGUUGCUUGUAUUGCCAUGGAGAAGACCAAACAGGAACAACAGGCCAGCUGUACAUGGUUUGGAAAGAAAAAAAAGCAGUACAAAGAUAAAUAUUUGGCAAAGCACAAUGCAGUGUUUGAUCAAUUAGAUCUCGUCACAUAUGAAGAAGUAGUAAAACUGCCAGCAUUCAAAAGGAAAACACUAGUCUUACUAGGUGCACAUGGUGUUGGAAGACGACACAUAAAAAACACACUCAUCACAAAACAUCCGGACAGAUUUGCUUACCCCAUUCCUCACACAACCCGACCUCCAAAGAAAGAUGAAGAAAAUGGAAAAAAUUACUACUUUGUAUCACAUGACCAAAUGAUGCAGGAUAUAUCAAACAAUGAAUAUUUGGAAUAUGGCAGCCAUGAGGAUGCAAUGUAUGGGACAAAACUGGAAACAAUACGGAAGAUCCAUGAGCAGGGACUAAUUGCAAUACUUGAUGUAGAACCUCAGGCAUUGAAGGUCCUGAGAACUGCAGAGUUUGCUCCUUUUGUUGUUUUUAUUGCUGCACCUACGAUUACCCCAGGCAUUAAUGAGGAUGAAUCUCUUCAGCGCCUGCAAAAGGAGUCUGAAAUCUUACAGAGAACAUAUGCACACUACUUUGACCUAACAAUUAUCAACAAUGAAAUUGAUGAAACAAUCAGGCACCUGGAGGAAGCCAUUGAGCUCGUUUGUACAGCGUCGCAGUGGGUGCCGGUCUCCUGGGUCUAUUAGGCCACUCAUGAGAUCAUUGAAAAAGCCUGGCGUUACUGGGAACCACCUCAUACAUGGAAAACCUCUUCGUUAUUGACCUUGUGUCAGCAGGUCUUGGCCCCUAGAGACUACCUAGAUGUAGUGUGACCUAAAUUUAUAAUUAUUGUCAUGUCCUAAUAGAUAGGAGGAGGGGAAAAAAAAAAAAAACAAUUAAACACUAAUUUAAAGAGACAGUAUCUUUUUUUUUUAAUCAUUUCUCCUAAACUUUAAUAAAGUGUAUCUUUAAAUGUAUGUAUUAUUCAGUCCUUUGGAAUGUUAUAUUUUUGGAAAUCAUAGCUUUUUAUUUCAAGGGCCCCUAAAAACUGCACAAAAUAGAUGCUGCUUUCUAUAAUCUAUUUUAAUAGUAAUAAUAAUAUGAUUCUGUUACCUUAACUUGGGGGUGGAACACUACAUUCUUUUUAGAGUCUGAUCUUAUGGAUCAGAAUACUUUCCUUUAUUUAUUUGAAAUAAUUAGUCUAGUGGUUACGGAACAAAUUCAUAAGUUUUAAAGGCCUUUCUUCGUCUUUUUUUUUUCUUUUUUUUUUUUUAGGGUAGCGUUUUUAAGUACUUUUGUGUAACAUCCAGAUAAUGUGAUACUGUCUCUUUGAAGAACUCUGUAAAACUUCUUUUAGAAAUUUGAAAUUGGGUCUUGACUCUUAAUGCAUGUGGACAGUCGCAAGCGUUCAUGCCGUUGGUGUAUCUGUGUUGAAAAAAAACUGUAAUCUACAGCAAAGUACAUUCCGUUCAUGGGAAAAUGUACCCAAGGGAAUAAAGUGAAAUAUUAUUCUGACUAAGUUGUAAACCUAUGCACAUCCCUUGCAUUUUGGGCAACUUUAUAAAAAAAAAAAGAAAAAAAAA
Meleagris gallopavo (turkey) is the source of this 3661-nucleotide messenger RNA. Lineage: Eukaryota; Metazoa; Chordata; Aves; Galliformes; Phasianidae. The record is from RefSeq and is a predicted model, not a curated record.